Solenopsis invicta (red fire ant) is the source of this 1522-nucleotide messenger RNA. RefSeq names its product vesicle-trafficking protein SEC22b (gene Sec22). Lineage: Eukaryota; Metazoa; Arthropoda; Insecta; Hymenoptera; Formicidae. Gene Ontology annotation, cellular component: SNARE complex; ER to Golgi transport vesicle membrane; endoplasmic reticulum-Golgi intermediate compartment. Gene Ontology annotation, biological process: vesicle fusion with Golgi apparatus; endoplasmic reticulum to Golgi vesicle-mediated transport; retrograde vesicle-mediated transport, Golgi to endoplasmic reticulum. The transcript is spliced from 5 exons. Gene Ontology annotation, molecular function: SNAP receptor activity. Bases 358 to 999 code for a protein of 213 amino acids. The record is from RefSeq and is a predicted model, not a curated record.
UACUUUUGUCGGCCGUUCGUCUCCGUUCGUCUGCUCGACGGAUAAGCGCGAUCGUUCCUCGAGUGUCCUCGAGCGAUCGGCGCGCGGAUCGACCGGAUUGACUGACGUGGUGAGUCGAGAGUGGAUGGUGGAUGCGCGGCGGCCACAUCGGCGAGUGUCGGCCGUCGGGUGUCAGUGUCGGUGACCAGUGCCAACGGUGCCAACCAGUGCCGGAUUGCCACUACUGCCAGUCAAGUUACAUCAAGUUACGUGCAAAUGGUAUGCGGACGUUGAAAUCGUGGAGUGGUGCGACGACGAUUGUGCGACUAAUAUCUUCUCGGUCGUUUCACACGGGAUCGUUGAACAGAUCUCGAUAGAAUGGUUCUGUUCACGAUAAUCGCGAGAGUGGCGGAUGGUCUGCCGUUGGCGGCCACCAUGCAAGACAACGAGCAGGAUGGUAAGAAUAUUGUGGAGUAUCAGAAUCAAGCAAAGAUGCUGUUCAGAAAGUUAGGCCCUCAAUCUCCGACAAGGUGUACCCUUGAAACUGGACCAUAUCUUUUCCACUAUUUAAUCGAAAAUGAGGUGUGUUAUCUGGUAUUGUGCGAAAGAAAUUACAGUACACGCAUAGCUUACAGUUAUCUGGAAGACAUAGCGCAAGAAUUUCAUGCUCAGUAUGGUAAACGUGUAAAUACAGUGACCAGGCCUUAUACUUUUAUUGAAUUUGAUACAUACAUUCAGAAAGCCAAGAAGAUUUUCACAGACAGUAGAUCUCGGAGGAAUUUGAACACGCUUAACACCCAGUUGCAAGAUGUGCAAAGAAUCAUGGUACAAAAUAUUGACGAUGUUUUACAAAGGGGGACUGUACUCUCAGAAUUGGAUACAAAGACACAAAAUUUAUCCAUGCUGUCGCAGAAGUAUAAAAAAGAUGCGAGACAUCUAAACAGUAAAUCAAUGUAUGUGAAAGCUGUUGCUGGUCUUGUUGCAUUUUUGGUCUUCCUUUUAUAUUUCUUUAUUCUUUAGUUAAAUAACACGAGUAGAAAAACUUCAAUGAUACACAUCAAAGAUAUUCCAUUUUUAAGAAUAGAUAGAAUAUUUUCGUUCAUCUCGCGCCAAUUGUGGAUUAUUCAUGAUUCCAACAUCCGUUUAUGUUUAUAGAAGAGAAAAAUUAAAAUUUUAUGUACAAGAUAAAAAUUGCACAAAAACAAUUAUAUUCAUGUAUUCAAACUGGUCUAUGUAAAAAUUAUGUUUAUAAAAAAUAGUAUAUAAUUAUAUAACAAAAUAUUUACGAUUUUUUAGUGGUAUUCAAUAACAAAAAUUACAUUAUUGUUAUGUAGAAAUAAAAAUAUAUACAAUUUUUAUUACAUUAUUUCUGUUGAGUUGUUCUAGUAAUCUUACGUAAAGGAUCUAGUAAUCUCUCAAAAAAAUGUAUGUAUAUUGUAUAAUACAAAAUGUAUGAACACUUUUUUAAUAUAUGUAGCAAAUAUUUGUGUAAUCUAUUUCCGUAGUUUGUUUAUGGUAAAAAAUAAAUUGCCUUUAAAUUACU